Messenger RNA from Heterostelium album PN500, 201 nucleotides. RefSeq lists its product as uncharacterized. The record is from RefSeq and is a predicted model, not a curated record. NCBI's taxonomy places the organism in Eukaryota, Evosea, Eumycetozoa, Acytosteliales, Acytosteliaceae. The coding region runs from base 1 to 201 and encodes 66 amino acids. The transcript has 2 exons.
AUGACUUUAAUAAAUUCCUUAAGUAAACUAGGUCAAUUUAACCAUUCAAAAUCUAAAUCUAUUCAAAAUGCUAUUGUUGCUUCUCAAAACUCGAUGGUAUCAUACGGACAAGGUCAAAUAAGUUUAGAACACCUCAUUGAAAUCAAACUUCAUUUAAAUUUAUUUGGAUUAUCAUUAGAUAUUUGUAUUUCAUUAUUCUAA